Vidua macroura (Pin-tailed whydah) is the source of this 6941-nucleotide messenger RNA. It is a transcript of the gene VWA3B, whose product is annotated as von Willebrand factor A domain containing 3B. Lineage: Eukaryota; Metazoa; Chordata; Aves; Passeriformes; Viduidae. The record is from RefSeq and is a predicted model, not a curated record.
UUUACAGACCAAAUACUGCAAAUACGCAUCUGGGUUUUCUUACAUCAACAGGAGCUUUUUAAUAACAAGUUCAGGUUUAUGGUGCACAUAUUUUAAAAUAGUUUUUAUUUUGGCUUCUCCAGGAGAAGGGAGAAGGAGCUGGGCCUGUUCAGCCUUGAAAAGAGACGACUGAAAGGGGACCUCAUUAGUGCAUAUAAUUAUCUAAAGUGGGGAUGCCAAGAGGAGGGAGCCAGGCUUUUCUCAGUGGUGCCAAUCACCAGGACACAAGGCAAGGGCUAGAAACUGAUGCACAGGAAGUUCCACCUGAAUAUGAGGAAGAUGUUCUCUACUGUAGGGGUGACGGAGCACUGGAACAGAUUGUCCAGAAAGGUUGUGGAGUCUCCCUCACUGGAGAUACUCAAGAACCAUCUGGACACAAUCCUCUGCAAUGUGCUGACCUUGCUUGAGGAGGUUGGACCAGAUGACCCACUGUGGUUCCUUCCAACUUGACUGAUUCUGUGAUUGUGUGAGCACAGCAACUCCCCAGCCAGUGUAUACUGUUCCUCUGACUUAAAGAAAGGACAUGCGUGGCUGCUCUUGUUAUAAAUAUUGUCAACGGCUUAGCCUAAAUUAAGAAUUAACAAGACCAGAAGGCUCGAAUGCUCUAUAUAUAGAUUUCUGUAACUCUCCAAGUUGGCCCGUGUAUUUCUGGCUCCACAAGGAAUGAAUGCAUGGCGUUGUGCAGGCGCCUGUUGAAGAUGAAUUUAUUCCGCACCGGUCUCGCCGCGGCAGCAGUGGCAGGGGAAGGGGCAGGGUGGGGGCGGUGGCAGGGGUAGUAACUGGGGCAGGCGCAAGGGCAGCGGCAGGGGCAGGGUCAGGGACAGUGGCCCCGGAGCCGCCCGUGCCCGUCCCGCCGGCCCUCGGCUACCUCAGCCCUCACGCCGUCCCUCCCGCCGCUCGGUGGCUGGGGCGCGGGGUGAGGCCGGGCCGUGCCGUAGCAACCGGGCGGUCUCCAGGCUCACAGCGGCACCGAGCGCGGCCGGGCAGGCGGCGGUGAGGCCGCGGCUGGAGGCAGGUUUCAGAAUAAAGCAAAGAGAAGCUGCCAGUCAAGAGAUCUAUCAUGACUGCUAAUCCAUCUAAGAGACUUGCCUGGAGUGACUCAGAUGGUUUUGAUUCAAAGCACAGACAAGAUCCUGAAGAUUCCCACACGGUUCACAAGAAGAAAUCAAAAGAGAAGAAAAGGAGACUGGUAGUUGAUCAGUGGAAAACAGAUGUACAGUCCCUUGUUUCUUCUUCUAAAUGGCUUCAGCGUUAUGGUCUCAAAAGAAACAAAUUGUCCCUCUCCCAGAUUUUGUCCCAGAUUGGAUUCCAGCACAGGAAAGAUUAUGUGCCCACCUUGGGGAAACCUGUGGCUUCUCGAUAUGCAGAUGGUCUGUUUCCUCAAUACAAGAGAGCACAAGAUGGCAGCGUGUAUAAUCUGACAGCCAAAAAAGAACUGAUUCUUCAUUUUGUGGAUUGUCUAAUUGGAGCUAUUGAGCUAUAUAAGCAGCGAAUGGAAUGGUUAACCAGUGAGAGCCGGCAGAUAUUUGGAGUGAUUCAAGAACAGUGCAUUGUCAUUGUGUUGGAUUUUGGCACUGCAACUCCAGCUGAAUUUGAUCUGUGUCGGGAUGCACUUUCUAUGGUGCUUGUGGAACAGGUGAUACAAAUUUCCAGAUUCAACCUCAUUCGGGCUGCUCAGGAUCUUAUGAAGUGGCAACAGAAAUGUACUCGUGUGUCUGAGCAUACUGUAGAGUCUGCAGUUACGUGGCUCUGGAAGCUGGACCAUAUGACAGCUGUCAGCCACACCAGCUCUGCUGAGGCUCUGCUGGAAGCCAUGGGUGAUGAAGCGGUUGAAGCUGUCUAUUACUUUGCUGUGGGAGAUGUUCCAGUAGACACAAAGCAGCUACUCCUUGAGAAGGUUUCAGAUGGCUCCUGUCCAGUCAACACAGUGUCUUUCAAUGCUAGAGAAGAGGAAACGAUUACUUUUCUGAAGGAGUUGAGCCACUUGACUUCUGGCAGAUUCCAUGCUUUUGCUGAGAAGAAUAACUGUAGAGAUGCUACUGGACCUGCACUAAAAUAUGAAGAGGAUGGAAAAAGAUUAACUGCCCUGGACUCUGGAAAAGUGAAAGGGCGAAUGCCACUAGUAGCUGGUGUCCGUGAAGAUGUGUUUUUGAUCUGGAAGGAGCUGGAGGAAGCCAGGAGUACAGUGAGACAAGUUCAGGAAAUGUUAUCAGAGUCUGACCAGUCUGCUUCUCAAGAAGCAAACAAAGGUGAUCAUCCAUUAUCAAAACAUGUAACUGACAAAUAUUUGACUUCUGAGAAGUGGUUGCAGAAGUAUGGCUUGAAAGCUCAGAAGCUCACACUGUAUGAUGCACUUGCUGAUAGUGUUUUUCGCCAUGUAGAUGGACCUGUUGACAUAAAAACUAAACCAGAGGAUGAAUGUUCACAAACUGAUGCUGAGACAAAGAGGAAGAUAAUUCAUGCAAGAUACUGUGACAAGUUUACACAUACCCUCUGGAAAGAUGGAUCUGUAGUUCAUGUAUAUGUUACUACAAAAAAGUAUAAGCAGUACGAAGAGAAAAUGAGGACAGCUCUCAGACAAGUGGAAAGAAGGAUUAAGUGGCUUCAACAAGGAAGCAGAGGGCUUUUUGGGAAUGUGUUUGAAGAUGACAUCUAUAUUCUUAUUGAUACCUCUCAGUCUAUGAACAACAAGCUGCCACUAGUGAAGGAAAAAAUAUUUCAGCUAAUGCAGGAACAACUGAGACACAAGAAGAGAUUUAACUUUGUGAAAUUUAGUGCCCAAGCAGUGGCAUGGCAAGAGAAACUUGUUGAAGUUAAUGAGGAAAAUUUGCAAGAUGCUUGGCUUUGGAUAAAAGGGCUUGAGGUUGGAAGUUCCACAAAUACACUCAAAGCUCUCCAGAUUGCUCUUGCUGAUACUGACACUCAGGCUAUUUAUCUCUUGACUGAUGGGAGACCUGACCAGCCUCCCCAGAUAAUUUUGGCUGAAGUCCUGCUUCACUGUAAGAUUCCCAUCCAUACUGUAUCCUUCAACUAUGAUGAUACAGAAGCCAAUAAAUUUUUGUAUGAACUAUCUACUAAAACAGAGGGACGGUUUCAUUAUUACAACAUUUAUUUGAGUGAUCCUGAUACUACAGAGUUUAUUGUUAAUAAAGACAUACAUCUUUUGAGAAGAGAAAUUGAUCAAGGAGAGAAAGAUCUAGAGAAAGUAAAGACCUUUCAUGAGAAAAGUCUGAUGAUGAAUUCUUAUAGUGAAGAAAAUUAUCCAGACAAGAAGAGUAGGCCGUGCUGUGCUUCAGAAGAACCGUCAGUGCCAUCACAUGAGCAAACCAGGCAAAGCUCUGCUGCCAGUCCAGCCCAAAGAAAGAAAGCAUUACAUGCAGAUCAAACAAAGACAAGUCUGCUGCAAAUCCAGAACCGUGGUGUGAAAUUUAGGGAAGAAAGCCCAGAGGAAGGAGUGUCUCCAGAGGAAAAGAGUUUUUCUGUCAAAAAGGGUGUGAAAUAUACAACCAUUUUCAAAGGCAAGUUGACAGAACAAGAAGCUCCAACUGGGGAAGAUGAUCUGAAAAUGCAGAAUGUGAAAGAGGCAUCUAAAAGCUCUCUAGAUGUCUCUUCAGCUCUUUGGUUAAAGACCCAUGGCUUGGCUGCUAGGCGACUCACCAUCAUGGAUGCCUUAGCUCCUACAACUGUCCUUCACAGUACCAAAUACAUCCCAGUUCUGGACAAGCAUGUCGUUUCUAAAGUAUUUGAUAAGAUGUUACCAUUGGCCCAUGUUAGCAGUGACAAGAAGGGGAUUGCACUCCUUAAUCCUUGGGCAGUGAAUCUUGAUGCCUAUAUAAGGAAGCUGGAACAUGCAGUUAAAUCCUAUGAGAGGCGCCUGAACCUAGUUAUUUGGAGUGCACUAUCUCAGGAGGAAAGAGACAAAUUUAAAGAGGAUGGGCCAGUCCAAUAUAUACGUCAUAAAGAAACUUUGCUGGAGGCUUUAGAGAAUUUGGGAUGGCCAGUUUCUUAUGAAGAUGUAAAAUUGUUAGAAGAUGAGAUAUUGACAGCAUUAACAUAUAUACAACAAGCCUCUGAUCUUCAGGAAACUAUCAAAAAGGAAAUUGAGAAAAGCUCAGAAUCACACAUAAGCAACAAUAAAAAGAGACUUGAAGAAGAAAGUGGGAAGGUGAAGUCUAAGACAAGACAAAAAUGUCAAAUCUUUGUGACUCACAAAGGCCAAAAGCUAAUUGCAAGAUCAGAUGUCACAGGAUUUUAUUAUCCAGGAACUGUGAUGAAGAAUAUUAGUUCUACCUGUGUACUUGUUGACUUCAGCAAUGGGGAGAGCUGUGAUGUCCCUGUCAAGUUCACUAUACCUGUGGGAGGUGCUAUGCCAUGCCCACAUCUGCAGGUUGGAGACUAUGUGUUUGCCAGAAUUGGGACACGGGCAGAAAUUGAAUGUUAUGUUCCUGCCAUUGUCAUAGCAACACCAGAGAGGGUGGAGACAGGUGACAAAUUCUACACAGUACUGCUGUUCAACAACAGGAAGGAACACUGUAUAAGAAGCGAGCUCAUUAAAAUCAGCCAAACCAAGUAUGCUUAUUCCUGUCAGUACAUAAGAAUGGUGCAAACAGUGGAUUAUGAGAUCCUGGAUGGUGAGACUACAGAGCCCUGCCCUCAGCCACCUGUGGAAAAUGAAGAAGAAGCAAAGAAAAGUAUAGUGAAAGAAAAGAGGGGAAAAAAGAAAAAGAAGGGGAGAACAGUAGACAAAAGGCAUUCCGGGGAGACAAUGUCAGACUUGGAUACUUUUGUCUUUAGAAGAGAAGUAAAACCAAGAGGAAGAAAUUCACUGUCUAGAAAUAAGGAAGAAUUUAGAGGUCGAACGUGCUGAAGAAGGUACCUUGUCCUCUUCUUGUGACACCAUAAAUAUUGAAUAUGAAUAUUAAAUGUUUUCUAAAAUUUAUUUUCAUUUACAUAUCCUUCUGUGUUUUAUCAGAAAGCGAAAAGUCAGAGCUGAUAAAGAUGUUAAGUAACACUAUAUGGUCAUCCUCACAUGGUUUCAUUAGAUACCUCUUUAUCCAAUCUCUCUACGUGACUGUGUAUUAGUCCUCUUUAGGUGUAGAUAACUACCCCAUUUUCACACCAUGCAAAUGUUUCACAGCACUCUGUGUAAGUUAUAUAAUUUUGUAAGUUAUAUCAAAUGUGCUACCUGAUCCCUGGUAUACACAUCUUUUUGAACUGUGUUAAUGCUGCAUCUCAUUUUAAAGAUUAAGAGAAUAAAGAAAACAAGUUUGCCUGGCAUUUUUUCCCUUCUGCUCAACUUCCAAUCAAGUAUGAACUAUUAGUUUACACUUACUGCGUGGCAGUUCAAUAUGUGUUGAGCACCAGUGAGAUUCCCCUGUGCCGGUUAACGCUUUUCCUUAGACGUUGUCAUAUUUGAUUACAUUGAUGUGGGUAGGUGUUAAAUAACAUGGAUGAGGAGUUGGAAAGCCCUGCUAUUCUAAUGAAUUAUUCAGUUCGUUUCUUGGACCAAGUAUUAAAAAUAUCAGGUAUCUAACAAUGGACUUUCCCUUCAUGGAGUUUUUGUAGUGCUGAAAUAAGGCUGGAUAUUCAAGUCAGGAGCCUAAACUGCACAAGUGAGGUAAAACACCCUGUUUUCCUUUUCAGACCCUGUAUCACUCUGAAGUCUCAAAUAUUGCCUUUCAUAUGCUAAACACACUGAUGUUCAUCAGAGUGAUUCCCUUCCAGGUUUUCCUAGUAGUUGCUUUCAUUACUUCAUUAUUUCUGGACUGUUUAUAUCAAAGGCGAAUUUUUUCAAAGUCAGCAUCUUAGAGAAGUGUUUUGAAUAGCUGUAAUAAUAACAAUUUUUGUAGUUAAAUAUCUUUUACAGGUUAUGCAAGGUUAUGCUUUUUCUUUUUUUAGAUUUCUAAAAGCAGUCUGUUAAACUGUUUUUUUUCUGAAAGAUGUCUAUUCCUCCCAUGUAUUCUUUUCCUUGUAAUAUCAAAUACCUAAAUAAUUUGGAUAUCUUUUAACUGCUGAAAAAUCCCAAUAGUCCUGAUGUGUUUGACUGAAGUAAAGGCAUUUUCUUCAUAUUUAUGUAAAUGUUUUCGCUAUGUAUGUAUAUCUAAUGCAUUAAAAGCAUUUAAUGCCAUCAGUGUUUUUUGCAUUUCCUUUACAAAGGUUUGUCUUGUCACUUUUUAUGUCCAGAUACAUUCACAUACACACACACACACACACACACACACACACAUAUAUAUUUAGUAAUCUGACUGGCCUGUGUUUUGUAACUAUUUGAUGUCUUAAUCAACACUUCUGCCUAUGUUUCUGCUGCCUUCAUGUGUACAUUUAUCUGUUACAUAAGGAAGUAAUUUCUCCUAAACUUGAAUGAGCGUUGCCAGAUACCAAGAUGGAUUUUUGUGCUCCCCAAGUUAAUGUGGAUUCAGCUACAUGGCUCUUAUAUAGGUGGUUGAUGAAACCUUGUAUUCCCAUAUAUUUCCACAGACCUGUGGGUCCUAUAUGAAUUAAGGGAAUUUGGACUAUUUGUGGUUUGGUUUAUGCUCAGCUAAAAUAUUUCUGAUUGUUAAGAGGAAUCAACAGCCCAUUCCUGUUGGUCCCGCUUACAGAAACAGCAUAAACAGAAGUGAAUAAAGAUUAAGUAAUUGUGUUAGAUAUUUAGCAUACAUUAUUGUGUUGAAGUGAAUUCUGCCUUAUUUUUUCCAGAACUACUGUAUUUGAAACAUUAUUAUUUUGAUGUGUAUGCUUGCCACUCUUACUGUGUUAGUUAGCUCUGUGUGUUUAUAAGAGAGAAAAAUGAAAGCUUGGCAAAUUCCUGCUGACUGUUGGCUAAUGAUUCUUUGCCUUGGUAACUCAAAUAAAACUAUUUGAUGUAGCAAGAUCAUUAAUACUUAACUCUGUCCUUGGUUAUU